Molecule: messenger RNA, 3750 nt
Organism: Epinephelus moara (kelp grouper)
Lineage: Eukaryota; Metazoa; Chordata; Actinopteri; Perciformes; Serranidae
Gene: tspan12
Product: tetraspanin 12
Exons: 7
Coding region: 723-1658 (311 amino acids)
Cellular component (GO): membrane
Source: RefSeq, a predicted model, not a curated record
AGGAGGAAGAAGAAGAAGCGGCAGGACGGGACGGGACAGCGCACCGCCCCCUCCACACUGCCCCGGGCUCCGGCUACACUCACAGCCGACACAGAGAACCGCAGCUCGGCCGUUUGGAGCUUUGACGCAGCGGAGGAAACGUUUACGCACAAAGUUGUUGCUGUGGAGCGCGUUGGAGAGGAUUUAUCUCACUCUGCUGGAUGGUUUAAAGCUUUUCAUUUUAUAGUUUGUGUUUUUCAGCGGAGGAGUUUCGCUCUGCAGUUUUGGAUCGUCUAAGCAGAGUCCUGUAAACUCGUAACUCUGCGGAAGAACGCGUCAUUAACGUGACCCGCACGGUGCGUUUUCCUGCCGCGUCCCGCUCAGUGAGUGAUGAUUGAUUUGGAAAUGUCAGCGCCGCCGCUGCGCGCUGCUCCGCACACUCCAUCAUCCCGGCGGGGCUGAGGGAAAGUAAGAAACCACCUGUUGUGGAAGUUUCCUGGAGCUUCUCACGGAUAAACCCGAGCUGCUGAAACCAGACUCCGGACUGAGCCGAGUGGAGACGCGCAGGCAGCGGAAUGCGGCUUUUACGCACGGAGCAGACGCAGUUUCUGAGAAGAGGCUCCUCUCUAAUGAGUGAUAAUCUGCACUGCCGUGUCUCCACGCUCCGUGUUGUGUGUUUGCAGUGAGCAUGUUGCCAUGGUGUCCCGGGCUCAGAUGAGCCGGACGGCGGAGCUCCGGUCGGGAUGGCUCGGGAGGACGCGGUGAGGUGUCUGCGCUGUCUGCUCUACGCGCUCAACCUGCUGUUCUGGCUGAUGUCAGCAUGUGUGCUGGGAGUGGCCGCCUGGAUCAGAGACUCUCUGAACACCGUCCUGACCCUAACAGCCCACACCAGGUUGGAGGAAGCAGCCGUCCUCACAUAUUCUCCAGCUGUUCAUCCCGUCAUCAUCGCCGUGUGCUGUUUCCUCAUCAUCGUGGCCAUGGUGGGAUACUGCGGCACGCUCAGAUGCAACCUGCUGCUGCUGUCCUGGUAUUUCUGCAGUCUGCUGGUGAUCUUCUGCGUGGAGCUGGCGAGCGCCGUGUGGACCUACGACGAGCCGUCGGUGCAGCGCUCUGAUAUGAUCAGCCUGAAGUCUCGGAUGCCAAACUUCGGUCUGCAGCGUUACCAGUGGCUCACACACACCUGGAACAGCUUCCAGACCGAGUUUAAGUGCUGCGGCGUGAUCUACUUCACUGAUUGGCUGGAGAUGACAGAGAUGGAGUGGCCACCUGACUCCUGCUGCUCCAAUCAGUAUCCAGGAUGUGCUCGCCACGCCCACUACCACGACCUCAGCGACCUGCACCAAGAGGGCUGCGGUCCGAAGAUCUACAGCUUCAUUCGAGGGACGAAGCAGCUGCAGGCACUGCGUUUCCUGGGCGUGUCCAUCGGCGUGGCUCAGAUCCUGGCCAUGGCGCUCACCCUUACGCUGCUGUGGGCGCUUUACUAUGGCCGAAAGUCACCAGAGCUGGACACCACGGUGGCGACUCCGGACGACUCCACCCCCCUCACAGUUACACACGGACCUUCAGCUGAAGCUCCACAGUCAGGCUGCGGCCGCACUAACAAGAGCUGUGCCGUGAUGACGAGCACCGCCGCCGCCAAGCCCAGCGAACUCCAGUUUGAGAUGGAGCGGCUGUCGUAGCAGACGGCGUCACGCUGCGGCCUGAACGCAUCCCAGGAUUUAAAGUCUUAUUUUAUCAGUUUAUUCAUCAGUUCUGUCAGAAAUCAGAACGUUUGACUCCACGAGGUCACAACUGACAUCUGAGGACACGGACAACUGCUCUGCAUGAUCCCAGACACAAACUCUGCAUCUUCACGUAUCUACACAGGCUGCUCACAAACUGUUCGUACGUUUUUCCUAUGAAAAACAAAAUUCAGACAAAUCCCGCACGAUCACGAGCCAGUAAGACUCGUCUAUGCUUGAUGUUAGAGAGGGACGGAGCCUUCUGUCAGUACUCUGUGUAGAGUAGAACCCCUGCAGAUCAUGGAGGUGGUGUAUUGUGGUACAAGUAAGAAACGACCGUAGGAGACGAACAAGAUAUUUAAAUAGUGGCACAACGGAACAAAUCAGGAAUAUAAAAUAAUAUAUAGUGAAAAGAAUUCGCCAUCAACACGUCGUGAUGUAUUUAACAACCUCACAGACCACCACCGUCUACAGCACUACCUCUGUUUGAAGGUACAUGACCACGAUCUCCUCCACCGUCACCUCAUUUGUUGUUGUGUGAAACUUUUGACUCCGUCCUCUAGUGCCGUCCUCUACUCCGAAGUCAUCGAAUACCAGUGCUUGGUCAGUGACUUCCAGCGUCAGACACUGAUGGAAAAAGCCGUCCUUUCAUGUCAGCAUGAUACAUGGCUGGUCGCCCAGGAGGUUCACUUCCUGUACGAUUGUAAAGCAAAACCUGUUCUUUUUUCUGAAACCCAACCACGUGUGUGUGUGUGUGUGUUGGCUAAACGUAACCACAUGUGUGUGUAGGCUAAACGUAACCACGUGUGUGUGUUGGCUAAACGUAACUACGUGUGUGUGUCGCGUGUGUGUGUCGGCUAAACGUAACUACGUGUGUGUGUUGGCUAAACAUAACCACGUGCGUGUGUUGGCUAAACAUAACCACGUGCGUGUGUUGGCUAAACGUGUGUGGGCAGUGACAUUUACAGCAUUUGAAAAACAUGUAUCUAUUUUCGUACAGGAGAAUAAAUGAGUAUUCGUGCAUAACCCACGCAUAACCCACGUGUUUGGAAAAGCUACCAUCACAUGACCAAACACGUGCAUAACCCACAUGUUCGGUCAUGUGAUGGUAGCUUUUCCAACCACGUGCAUAACCCACGUGUUCGGAAAAGCUACCAUCACAUGUCCAAAAGGCCGAUCCUAGUAAAGAAGGAAGUGGUCGUAUGAAGCGGCAGGUUGAGGUGGUGUGUUACAAAGCACAGGACUUUCCUUCAGGGGAGCGGUGUUUGGAAACACGUGAACUUAAAGUAAUUUUAAGGUUCAUCAUCACCGUGUUUCCUAAACCUAACAUCCGUAACUUUGCGUUAAGUACGUAACUUUUUCCAGUGUCCAUCCGAUAUUUAGUAGGACGUCUUAUGAACGGUUGUGUGAGGACACGCUGAUCCAGGACCCAACAUGACUCAAUAACUUAACAGUUAUAUUUUAGCUUUAUGUGAUGCAUGACUGAGCGUUUGUUUCCGUCCUGUCUGAUUGGUGGUUCUUUAUUCAGUGAUGUCACUGUGAUGUCACUGUGAUGUCAGAUAUGAACUCGACGAGUUGUACUACAAUUACUGACAGAACUGAUGACUGAGUUCACGAACAGUUGAGUUCACUGCAGAUAUGAGGACAGCAGUGAUGAUGAUGAGGCACAGAGCGAAGACUGUUAAUGAACUCUGACCUUUGACCCCUGAGCGGGUCCUGUCAUAGACCCUGAUGGACUCUGGUCCAUCUGUUUGGUACUUUGUGGUUUGUCACUGGACGAGAACAUGAACUGAAGCACUGAUGGAAACAACCACUGUCUGAGGGACGUCUUCUCUUCGGGUUCAGACACAGAAUCAUCUCCAUGUCGACUGAACUGUAAAGACGCGAGUCGCUGCUGUCGGGUGUCAAGUCGUGUCAGAGGAGACGAGCUCACGUGUUUUUCAGAGUGUCAGGUUGUAUUUGAGAAAAUGUGCAUGGUGUUAUAUUUAAUGAUGUUUGAUCGUUUUCUCUCUGCAAUAAACAUUAAAGCAGGAUCUGUCUGUACGACGAA